Molecule: messenger RNA, 1608 nt
Organism: Prosopis cineraria
Lineage: Eukaryota; Viridiplantae; Streptophyta; Magnoliopsida; Fabales; Fabaceae
Product: plasmodesmata-located protein 3-like
Biological process (GO): transport of virus in multicellular host; plasmodesmata-mediated intercellular transport
Cellular component (GO): plasmodesma
Source: RefSeq, a predicted model, not a curated record
CCCGCAUCGUCUUUAGUUUCCUUCAGUCAGAAUCAUCAACUCAUUUUACCUUGAUUCAUCAAUCUAAAAUCAACAAGUUCAUUCAUUAAUUCUCUAACUAGCGCAGUCAUUAAUAAUUUUGUAAACUGGUCCUAUUCAUAAAAAACAACCCAAAAUAAAGUCCGAAUCUCACACAGAUAUAGUGAGGCGGAAUUUUGCUUUCAGCUUUCAUAGCAAAUCGCCAAAAAUUCAAAACCCUUCUUUUCCUUCUGUCCAGAUUCCAAAACCUCCCAUCUCUCUAAUAACCCUCCCCAAAACCUUUCAUGAACUAAAACCCCGAAGGAAGUUUUCGUUCUCGACGGAAAUCCCAAAAUGGUUAUGACCAGAAAACCUUCCUCUCUCCACUGCGUGUUUCUCUUCACUGUUAUCGCGCUCCUUCUUCGUCGUAUUUCAGCUGCGGACAACACAGACUUGGUCUUCAAGGGCUGUGCAGACCAGAAAUUUCAAGACCCGUCUGGGAUUUACUCGCAGAACCUCAAGUCCUUACUGGGCACUCUCGUCGCACAAUCUGCUCAAAAGGUUUUCGCCUCUACAACCUCCGGCAACGGCCAGAAUGCGAUCAUGGGUCUGUACCAAUGCAGAGGGGACCUCUCAAACUCCGACUGCUACAAAUGCGUGAGCAAGAUUCCCGAUAUGCUCGACAAGCUCUGUGGCCAGGUUGUGGCGGCGCGUGUCCAGCUCAAUGGGUGCUAUUUGCGGUACGAGAUCAUCGGGUUCAAGCAAGUCUCUGGGACUCAGUUGCUGUACAAGGUCUGUGGGUCGAUUCAGGCAAGUGGAAGCGGGUUCGCAGAGAGAAGAGACACAGCGUUUGGGAUGGUGGAAAAUGGAGUGAAAAGUGGAGGAAGCUUGUUUUACACUGGAAGCUACCAGUCUCUGUAUGCGUUGGGGCAGUGCGAAGGUGAUUUGUCUAGUGGUGAUUGUGGGGAUUGUGUGAAGAGUGCUGAGGACCAAGUUAAAUCUGUUUGUGGUGACUCAAUUUCUGCGAAAAUUUAUCUUCAAAAGUGCUUUAUCAGUUACAACUUUUAUCCCAAUGGAGUGCCUGGGAGUGGCGAGUCACCAUCUUCGUCCUCAGGAAUGGGGCAACACAAUACGCAGAGGACGGUGGCUCUUGCGGUGGGGUUUGCAGCUCUGGGAUUCUUAAUCGCUUGUUUGUUAUUUGUAAAAUCAGCGUUAAAGAAGCGAGGUGGUAAGCAUUGAUGCUGCGUAGUUUGAUUCUGUAUAUGCUGAUACUAUGAUACCUCACAGGUUUGGUUCAUAUUUAGUUUUAACAUGUUAAAGGAAUAUACUUUUGAUUGACCCUUCUGUAUAGUUACAUGACUGAAGGGGUUGGAAAGGAAUUUCUUAUUAUUCCUUCUGAAUUGGGUUAGGUUCAACUCGUGGAAUCAAUGAAGGAAGUGCUUUGUUAGGACAAAAGAUCAUUGAGUGAUGUGUGAUGGAUAGAUUUCUGUCCCCACUAACACAGACAUGGCUUUUAGUCAUGACUUGUCUUCCUCAUAGCUGUUGAGCAUUGGAUUAAAAACUGUUCUAGAUUUUUGGUCUUAAAUUUGGACAUGGAUUUUUGAAGUUCAA